AUGGUUGCGGAUGCCCUUGCCUACCACCCCACGGUGGCUCAUUAUUCUAGAUUUAUUGCUACUACCGUUGGCCGCGAUAAGGUCCUACGAACGUUGCAAUACUUUUCCCGCUUCCUCGCCUGGUACCUCCUCCGUACGAACAGAGCGCAGUCCACUAUAAACCCAUUUGAGGCUAUGAAAAAGCAGUUUGGCCUUACUCGGAAGCUUCUCCGUGUUGGCAAGAAUAUCGAGCACUUCAAGGCCGCUGCUAUUGCGCUCGAUUCCAAGCCUGGCGUUGCCGGUGCACCUGGAUCAGACCCGGUGCUUAAAUACCUGGCUGUAGGAAGACAACUGGGAUAUGGAGUCUAUCUCUCCUUUGAUAUGUUGACGUAUCUCGAUGCGGCGGGUAUUCGCAAGUUCGCAGCUGUUAAAAAACUUCAAGCUCACGCUCAGAAAGCAUGGUUGACUGGACUCCUGUGCAGCGCCAUUGCCGGUAUCUACUCCAUGUGGAGAUUGAGUGAGAUGGAGAAGAAGAUAAACAAAAAGGAUGGCGAGGGAGCUGUCGAAGGAAAGAAGAUUCAAAGGGAGCGUGCUACCGUCUCAACACAACUCUUUUCCGAUCUAUGCGAUCUUACUCUUCCACUCUCUAGUCUUGGAUAUGUCAACCUCGAUGAUGGCGUUCUUGGUAUUGCGGGAACCGUAAGCAGUUUGAUCGGACUUAACACCGCGUGGAAAAAGACCGCGUAG
Trichophyton rubrum CBS 118892 is the source of this 726-nucleotide messenger RNA. RefSeq lists its product as uncharacterized. Lineage: Eukaryota; Fungi; Ascomycota; Eurotiomycetes; Onygenales; Arthrodermataceae. The transcript has 3 exons. Bases 1 to 726 code for a protein of 241 amino acids. Gene Ontology annotation, cellular component: peroxisomal membrane. The record is from RefSeq and is a predicted model, not a curated record. Gene Ontology annotation, biological process: peroxisome fission; regulation of peroxisome size.